Schistosoma mattheei is the source of this 645-nucleotide messenger RNA. The record is from the annotation of a GenBank genome assembly. Lineage: Eukaryota; Metazoa; Platyhelminthes; Trematoda; Strigeidida; Schistosomatidae.
AUGCGUCUAAAUGUUGUUGUUGCAGUUUCUGAAAACUGGGGUAUCGGGAAGUGUGGAGGUUUGCCUUGGAAAAUAAAGAAAGACAUGGAAUUUUUCAAGUCAGUAACAACUAAAGCUCAUCCAGGUAAAGUGUUUAACCUGAAAAUAAAUCCAGGUCUCAAAAAUGCGGUUGUUAUGGGGAGAGUUACAUGGGAAUCUAUACCAGAGAGCUUCAAACCACUAAAGGAUAGGAUUAACAUAGUGGUAUCAAGCACGUUAUCACACGCACCACCACGUGUUCAAAUUGUUCCCAAUCUUAAUGCAGCCAUUGACUUGUUAUAUAAUGAAGAAUUCAGCUCCAUAGUAGAUGAGGUUUUUAUCAUUGGUGGGCAUCGUCUUUACGAGGAGGCCUUGAAACAAUCCAUAUACCCGGUUCGUAUCUAUUGUACGCACAUACUAAAUGAGGUGGACUGCGAUACUUAUUUCCCAAAACUCGAUUGGAGUAAACUGAAAAAAGUUGAUCUACCUGAUAUACCAGCGGAUACUUUCACAGAGAAUGGAUUUACAUACAACUUCUGUGUUUAUGACGUUCCAUCCGAACAGUUUAUAUAAUUUAUAAAUUUAUCAGUAGAUAUCAUGUAAUCAAAUAUUUAUUCGUAAAAUUUU